This is a messenger RNA of Nerophis lumbriciformis (worm pipefish), 10871 nucleotides long. RefSeq names its product protein unc-13 homolog B-like. Gene Ontology annotation, biological process: presynaptic dense core vesicle exocytosis; synaptic vesicle priming; synaptic transmission, glutamatergic. The record is from RefSeq and is a predicted model, not a curated record. Gene Ontology annotation, molecular function: phospholipid binding; diacylglycerol binding; calcium ion binding. NCBI's taxonomy places the organism in Eukaryota, Metazoa, Chordata, Actinopteri, Syngnathiformes, Syngnathidae. Gene Ontology annotation, cellular component: terminal bouton; plasma membrane; synaptic vesicle membrane.
CUUCCAUGUAGUUCCAAUCAUGGCGUGUGUGUGUCCGGAGGGUCUCUACCCCGACCCGGCAUGAGGAAACGACCUUUAACUCCCCAAAUAGGAAGGCGUUAUCGAGUUUGAAAGUGAUUAUUUACAUCUUAGCAUGCUGCCACACUUGUUCAAUUCACAGCAAAGUGAGUGAAACUACCAGGUUGUUGCUGGAACUAGCGUGUUGCCAUGUCGUUACUGUGUGUCAGAGUGAAAAAAGCCAAGCUCCAGGGACCUGCAGAUAAAUUCAAUGCUUACGUGACACUGAAGGUACAGAAUGUCAAAAGCACAACUAUCACCGUGCGAGGAGACCAGCCUUCCUGGGAACAGGAUUUCAUGUUUGAGAUCAACCGACUGGACCUCGGGCUCAUUGUGGAGGUGUGGAACAAGGGCCUCAUUUGGGACACAAUGUUGGGGACGGCCUGGAUCCCCCUGACAUGCAUUCGACAAUCAGAAGAGGAAGGCUUAGGUGAAUGGCUUCUCCUGGAUGCAGAGGUCCUGAUGAAGGCAGAUGAGAUAUACGGCACCAAGAACCCGACCCCCCAUCGACUCUUGUUAGAUACACGCUUUGAGCUCCCUUUUGACAUCCCAGAUAAUGAGGCGCAGUACUGGACAGACAAACUGGAACAAAUCAAUUCCAUGGGAAUCCACGAUGAGUACCCUCUUCAGGAAGACGUUGACAGUCGUCUAUUGGCUCCCACAGUGUCUCAGUGCUGCAACUAUUUUGGAUGGGCUGACUCACUCACUCUGGAUGACCAGGACAGUGCUGUUGAUGACCGAGACAGUGACUACCGCAGUGAAACGAGUAAUAGUCUUCCCCCACGUUACCAUACUACGGCUCAGCCCAACUCUUCUGUACACCAGUAUCCCAUCGGGCCUCGACCAAAUCACCUCCCAGACUCAUGCACGGAGUCCAUCCACAGUUUUGAUCUGGACUACCGGGACCAGCGAAGCAGAUCACUAAAUGAUAAAGGAAGAGUCAGAAUUAUACCCGUGGACUCCGGCAUGGGUUGUGAAGAUUGGGAGAGCAAAUAUGCAAGGCGAGGAAAGCCUCAGCUGAGUGACUUUUUAGAUGAUACAGAAAAUAUCAAUCAAAGGGCAAAAUCUUACCCUGACCAAUCACAUAUAUCAGACCAUAAAAACACUCAACAACGUGGCUAUAUCCCCACAAUCUAUCCUGAGGGCUAUGAUACAAUUGAUCCCCGGAGAAAGCAAAGAUUCAGGGACCCAGGUGGGAUACUAAGAAAAGAGACACAGAAAAUAAGAGAAGAGACUUUUCCCUCGGACCUUGAACUGCUCCGUGAGAAAAGGGGGGAGAUGUUAAUGCUGCAAGUAGCGGAGAUGGAGGAAGAGGAAGAGCAAAUAGCAUCAGGUUCCAGGCCAUACAGAAAAAGUCUUCUCUACAAGACAAGAAUGUGGGCCAAAAAUGAACUUGACACCACCCUAGAAAAUUACGUGGCUUACAAAAAGGAGCAAGAGGCAAUAAUGCAAUUACAGUAUGAUUUUGAUGUAGCGUAUUCGGGGGACCGUCACUAUUCUUUUGACGAGGAUAUUGAUGACAUGGCUUUUGCAGCAGAAGACACAUCUCAAGAAAUUCCUAGACGUAUCCGUGAUCAAAGUUCUUUCUCCUAUGACAGCCGCAUGGACAAUUUUCAGGGAUUUCAGGAAAAGUGCCGACGGCCUAAAGCUGGGGGAUGGGUACCAGAAGCCAUGCUUUCACCCGUUGAAGAACCAAGUGAUGAAUAUGUAGACCCGAUGGAUGAGCUACAGUGCUUAGUUGAAACGGUUUCAGAAUACCUUGCUGAAAAAGAGGAGGAAAUAAGCAAAUAUGGCUCUCUUCCUAAAUCAAGCAAAUCAAGGCUAUCAUCUCAAGGAAGCAACAAAACAGAUUCUCCUGGAGAUGACCAUUUUAAUUCAAGGGAUCCGAAAGAAGAAAGUCAAUCACACCCUCCUGCUGGAAUUUCGGGAGUGAAAAAUGCCAUGAGCUCCUUAUUCAGUAAUUUUACUGACAGAGUUGGAGGAAGCCCCAAACAGUCCGUCACAGAUACAAAAUCCUCAUCUGCACAACCACCGCAGUCUGGAAUAACAAAACUUUUGGCCUUUAUUCCUAAAUCAAAUAGCUCUGCUCCUGUAGCUGUUGUGUCUCCUGUGGAAACCUGCCCUGAAAAUGUGUUCCCGUUGCCUUCACAACCAUCCUGCAAGGCCAACAUAAUAAGACCAAAUGAACCAAAAGUUUGUGCAACAAAUUCUUCUACUACAAAAGUACAGACAAUUGAAAUUGGAACCAAACCUCAGGCUCAAGCAAACUCUGUUUUGGGGAAAUUAAAUCCUUUGAAGCUGUUUUCCUCAGGAAAUAUGAUAAACGCAGAUGAAUGCAAUGAAGAAAAAAAUCCAAGUUAUUCACAAUUAGAUCACGGUGCUUUUCAUCAAGGUAAACCAGAAGCUAGUGUGUCUAGGAAUCAAUCUACAAAGCCUACUGGUGCAACAGCAUCUGAAAGCACUCAUUUAUUUAGUCCUUUAAAGAAGUCGUUUGGAUCUCUGAUCGCACCUCCUUCAUAUAUGCCAUCUACGGGAGCACCACCUGUGGCAGUAUAUCCAGUAUUUAGAUCGACUGAAGAUCCAAGGCUUCAGAAACAGUUAAAUGAUCCGCUAUCACAUACUAAGUCUAAACCGCCUUCACAAUCCUCUGAAAAUGUCUCAACUCAACAACAGCCAAGAGCAGAAGGAGGAAUGUUUUCUGGAUUUUUGAAGUUUGCAUCCAUGGAAGACAUUCAUUACCCUGGAAACACAAAAAAUCCACAGCAAUCACAACCUGGGUCAACAACCUCCAGUGCCUAUAAGCAAAACGCUUCCACACCACAGAAAGCCACAGAAAAGGGAUGGUUCUCCAGUAUAUUCAGCACUACUUCUGUUCCCUCUGACUCAGAUCAAAACGUUAUCAGUAAUCCUCAAUCUCAGAAUACCAAAGAGGUGUCCAGGUCACAUUCACAACAUGCAUCAAAUCAAAAACCAACUGCAGCCCCUAAUCUAGUGCAACAACAAGCUCCAAAUCAAACAGAAUCCCAAGGGUUUUUGUCAGGUCUUUUUAAAGGGAGCUCCACUGACAAUUCUGCUGUGGGCAAAACCGAGUCCAACCAAGUAGGGAUACGAUCCGGAUUUCUUAAAUUUGGUUCAAGUGUUGAGCUGUCUGACAAUAUGCCACAGCAGAGUCAACCUAUUAAUCAACCAACGAAAAAAAAUACAUCCCCAGAAACUCCCUUUGGCGUUUCGCCCCAACCAAAAUUGACAGCUUCACAGAGAGGAAGCCUUCUCUCUAAUAUACUGAAGACAUCAACAGAAAAUCUAGCACAACCUUCUGAGGAUCUAUAUCAAGGGCACAUUCCUGGCAAGCAUCCUAACCAGCACAAGAUUUCUAAUGAAACUGAGGAAAGUCAACCUCGGCAAAGCAAGGGAUUAUUUGGAUUGCUUUCAUUUUCUCCAGCAGAGAAUAGUUUAAGCGGCCAAGUUCAGCACGGUCAGCAGCAAAGCAGUGUCCAGCAACACCAACCAGUUUUGACUUGUCAUGACGUACAAGGACCAGACAUAAAAAAUCAAACAAGACAGCAGUUUGACCAACAGACAACAAACAAAGUAGGAUUUUCUCGACAAGAAACUGUUCCUGUCAAGCAACCACCAUCCAAUCAAGGCGGUCUUCUUUCUGGUCUUUUUAAAUUUGCUUCAUCAGACAGUAUAAACACACAACAGCCCUCAUCAACCAUUGUCCCAAGCAUAUCAAGCCAUGAACAAGCUUUAGAAAGAAUUGAGCGCGCUGAACAAAAUCAACCACAAAUGAAUGCAAAAGAAAAUACUCAAGCAAGUAGUUCUGCUAAACCAAUUGCUCCUCAACAAUCCGAAAUAAUCUAUGAGACACAGCAACAGAUUAAAGUGCAAAAUACACAGUUUGAUCCAAAAGAGAAAGAGACAUCAAAUCCAUCUGGGCUGCUCUCUGGUUUGUUUAAAACGUUGACAAAAUCUGAAAACCAAGGCACAUCCUGUCAGACAUCAACAGAACAAUUGUCUCCAAGGGUCUCAAAUAAGACAACAUUACAGACACACCCACAUUUGAAUAAUAUACAGAAGUGUUCACAAAACCACACGGAGAAAGAGAAGAGGACUCAGCCGCCUGCUCCCCAAGGUUUUUUAUCUGGAUUCGCAAAUAAAAAUGUCCCUAUGCAACCUGUUGCCUACAGACAGUCGGAAACACAAUGCCAAAGUACUGAGGAAUUUAACUCGCCUAGGUUGACAAAAUGUGCUCUAACUAAUGUCAGGCAAAUCAAUGGACAAAGUUAUUUAAAUCCAAGACCAAGCAGGCAUGAUUUCAAAAGUACAGCUGUUUCAAUUGAUUCUGAGAGUCUAGACUUAAGAACAUCGUCUACGUUUGCCAGAUCUUUUCACAAUAAUGAAAAUUACUCAUUUAGUGCUGGUAAUUUGCCUCAGUUAUAUUGCUCUAGCUCUUUUCUACCAAUGCGCCCAAUGGCUUACAGUACAGGAAAUAUUGAUUCAGGCUUUCAAAGUCAUACAAAUUUCUCCGAAACAAUAAAUGACCCAUAUAUUUGUGGAAGCAUGCCAUCGUUGAAUGGAUCCUCAAGCCAAAACCCUUAUAUUUGUCAGGUUUCUCCUUAUCAAUCAAGUCCCUCCUAUGAUGAAAACCAGUGGAUCCGUGGAAGUACCAUAUGGCAGCAGUUUCAGAAUGAAUCCCUGAAUUCUCAAUUUCAAGGACAGGAUUUGGAGUAUGUGCAAAGUUAUGAAAGAAAAGCCUUUUCUCCUGGCUACAGUUCUCCAAUGAUAAACCAUUCACUUACUUCCUCCACGACAAGGCAAGGUGCUAUUUGUCAGAAUGAGCAAGUCAAGCCAUAUAUAUUAGAUGGAAAUGUGAAUGGUGAUUCUUACCCCAGAAAAACAUUUUGGAAUAGCCAUGAAGACGUAGGAAACCUACAAUUUUCCUCCAGUGAACAAGGAAUUUUAAACUUGACAACUAAACCAAGCGUGGCAACACAGGGGAAAUGGAAUUCAUGUAAGGACAGCAGCACUUAUAGCUUGAAUGGAAUUACAUAUCAUGAAGGCUAUUACGAGGAGACCGCACCAAGCUUGUCUUAUUCAGCAAACUGGCAGCAUGGAAUAGAUAAUGGUCUGAUUCAUCAAAGGCAGUGUAAUUUCAAUAACUUAAACGGUUACAAUUUUCCCUCAAAUGGCAAUUAUGACAUGGAAGACUCUAUGUACCUCGAAGACACAGAAUGGUAUCAGCAGUGGCUUGCAUUGUUGGAGCAAGGCAUGUGGUGGCCAGCAGAAGAUGGUGACUGUGGCUACUUUGUUUACACUGAUCAUGAGUACAUUUAUGCUUUGCUCACAGACUCAGCAGGUGAAUAUGUCUAUGUAUGUGCCCCUGAGGAUAAGUCCGUAGGAAAUGCAGAGACAUUUGAUGGAUUUCCCAAUGCUCUGCUAUUCAGCGAAAUGGUUGUGGUGUGUGGCUUUAAAAUUCCACUGUUUAAUGAGGAUGAGCUUUUAUGGCUGCCUGGUCAAGAACUCAAUGACUCCCAACUCCUUAAUGCUCCAUUAAAUUUGUCUGCUGCCUACAGAAAAGGAAAUCAAAUCAUGAACCUAAACCUUGAGCAGUUUACUCAAAUGUUUGAAAAUUCUUUCGUAUCACCAGGGCAACGAGGAGUAGAUUUCACAUCUUACACAUUAAAUAAAGUUCGUAUGGAUCCAAGACAACCCAGCUAUGUUCCCGAAGAUCCAUGCAAGUAUGUAAUUGACCUUUCUUCUCGUAAUAAAGACCAUCUCGGUCCUCAGUGGAACAGCCAAGAAAAUAGGAAAUUACUUGCUCAAAAGGUUGCGGUUUCCUUGAAUUCUACUGAUACUGAGAGGUCAAAUCAGAAGGUACUUUACAACUGUUACCAGCCUAGACAGCAACGUCGUUCAUCCACUGGAGUUACUGUAAAACAUGUGGAUGAUGUAUCAGAGGAGGACUGGAGAAAGAGAGUGACUCCAGGAGAAGAACAACCUAAUCGUCAGGUCAAAACGAUUUCUUCCCUGAUUUCAUCUUUUGUUGGAAGAAGUACAACAGUGGAAUCCAUCAAAACUAAAGUAUCAGGCUGUACUCAAAGAGAACCCAAUAAUGCUGUUGAUACUAAGUCUAGAAACGUGUUUUCAUCGAGUUUACAAAGUGUAAAGGCAAAGAUUAUCAAAGAAGAAAAUACCUCUGUAAAUUCAACAGAAAAUGGUAUAAAUCAACACCAAAGACCAACCGCCACACAGGGAAGAAGUUUGCCUACAUUACCAACUGCAGCUCAAGUGACCCAUCCCUCAACACAAUCGUAUACCAUUUCACAGAAACCUACAUUGUCACGACAGACCACAACAGAGCAUAAUGUCACAGUACCAUUGGGAUCAAAAACAUCUCUAAUUAGAGAUGGCCCCCCUCAAAAAUUUGCAGCUGGUAAGUCAGAGGAUAUAACAGUCAAGAAAACCUCUGAGCAGUCACAGCCUGGGUUAAUUAACUUUCUGGAAUCUACAGUUGGAAUUAAAGAACCAAAGCCAGAGUCACAGACAUGUUCGCAGACAACUCUCAAUCAGCAAAACACAAAUGGAAAUAGUGUUUCCCUACCAGAAAGUGCUUCCAAAGAUAAAGAGGCUACAGGAGUAUCAAAUAUAUUCGGAUCAUUUAGCAGUUUAUUUAAUAUAGAGCCAUCUACGCCACACAAACAGGACACACUCAGGUCCUCAACAGUUAGACCUAAGGGUAUACAGAGACAACAAACAAUGAACCAGAGUGGUACACUUGAGCCAGAGCAGGGCCAUCCCACCCCAAAAUCUGAAGUAUUAUCUUCCCCUUUUUCCCAGUCUACUGAUGUAACAAAGUCAAAAACGGCAUCACAUGCCGAACAGUUAAAACAAGAAAAUAAAAAUAAAACCUCUAGUGGCCUUUUUGGGUUUUCACUUGGAGACAUUCUGACAGGAUCAACAGCAGCUCCUCCGUCUGGACCUACAAUUCAAACAACCACUUCAGCUACAGCUCCACAAGAAGAGUCACUCGGUAAAAGUAUAUUAUCAGUUUUAAGUGGGACAAGUCUUUCACAAUCUGCACCAAAUACUGGGCACCCUCAAGGGAAUCCCCCAAAUGCUAUGCCACAUCAGCCUUUGCCAGGUAAAAAUGUAUUAUCAAUGUUUGGAGGAUCACAUUCUACAGCCCUCACUCCUGAAACCAAGGCGAAAGUUGAGGUACCACAACAAAAAAAUGAUUUUCCAAAAGACCAGCAAAAAGGGUUUUUCUCAAUGUUUGGUAGUACAACCACUCAACAGCCUCAGUCUCAAUCAGGAUCUCUUCUUGGAGGAAUACUUUCAGGAUCAUCCAGUUCAAACGAAAAUCCAGUAAAGGGUCUGUUAUCAAUGUUUAGUGAUCCUAUUUCCCCACAAACUCAGCCACCAAGAACUUCUUCUCCACAACAAAAGGAAGUACAGCCGCAAGCUCAGCAACAAGGAGGGGCUCAGGCACAAUCAAAACACCACUCUCAAUCACAAGCGCAGCAACCCACCUCUGUCCUGGGAGGGAUUUUUGGUGGGUUUUCUACCCCUGAUGAAAGUCCAAGAAAAUCAUUGUUUUCAAUGUUUAGCAACCCCGGUGUUGCUCAAACACCAGGAUCUAGGGGGAAUACAGCUGCCUCACCUAAAGCACCAAUUAAGACUAUGCCAUCCAAUGUACCAGAUGUUGGAGCCCCUUCAAACUCAACUUUAAAAUUGUCACCCACCAUUAAUGUCGUGAUGAAAGAGCCACCAAAGUCUUCCCAAAAUCAAUCAGUUUCUAGCAGCUUGGUACCAGACUGUAUAAAUGAACACAGCAGCAGCAAUACUAAUUUAGGAGAAAUCCAGGCGAGCAAAAUUACUAAUACGACUCCGGAUAUUGCCACUGAUGUGGGUUCUGUAGGUAAAUGCACUGAUAUUUCCUCAAUAGAACCAAAUUCUGAAUGUACAUCUGUACCUAUGAAUACAAACACUAUUAGUGCACCUGUAGAUCCUGCUUUCCUUAAAGAACCAUCAGCCACCGAUCUAUCGUCUAUAGUCAGUGAACCCGGCCAGGCAGCUUCAAAAACAGAAUUUAUUUCCGACAGUCCAGCAAAAGGUUUGCUUUCAUUAUUUUCUGGGCCCAGUACUGAGCCAAGUGUAAGCCAGAAAGGACCAUCGCCAGCAGAAAAUACAUGUGGAUCAUCUGGGUUCAAGGACACGCAAGCUAGUAGUAUAUUCUCUGUAUUUGGAACCUCUUCCCCUCAGCCCAGUUCUCAAUCUGGAAGUUCUUUAUUAGGGGCCAUGUUUGGAGGUUCUUCAUCACAAUCAGCUACCGCUCAGCCUGGAGGGUCAUUACUAGGUAGUUUAUUUGGAUCUCCAAGUCCCCAGUCUACUCCACAAACUCGCAGAGGCUCUGUUUCUCCAACACCAACUCAAGCAAGGGCACCCUUACUUGGAGGGUUAUUUGGUGGAUCUGCUCAAGCAGGAGGAUCUCAUACAGGAGGGUCUAUUUUGGGUGGCAUUUUUGGUGCACCUGCAGCUUCCUCAGCACCACAGGCAAGUGGCACAUUGGGUGGACUAUUUGGUGGAGCUGCAACACAAACUUCUGAAGCUCAAAAAAAUAACACUAUAUUGGGGGGUAUUUUAGGAAAAUCAGCUCCUGCACAGACAGAUAACAUUUUGCCCAAAGCCUCAGUCCCUGCUGAUUUCAAAGAAUCGGUUUCACCUGCAAUAUCCACUCAAACGGCUUCAUCAAAUUUGAACGAAGCGAAGAAAAUCCCUUCUCUUCCUGAAACUACUUCAAGUGUAACUACCACGCAUGAACCACCUAAUGACAGUAUCACAGUUGAAGAUUCUAUUGGUCAAGAAUCUUCUGCAACUGCACCUCCGAGUAAAGAACCGCUAGAAAUAUUACAUCAACCUGAUAGUGGAACACAGUGUCCUGAAGAAAGCUUACUUAAAACACAUGGUGACAAAGAUGAUCAUAGUGAUAAGACUGACAAACUAGUUCGAGCAGAUAAUGAUGCUGAAUCUGAAACAUGUAAUUUAGCAAGGCCAAAGCUUGUGGAAGAUAUGUCUAGUCAGGAUAAAAUACCGCCACAAAAUAAAGAGGAAACUCUACCCACACCUGUGGUUGAGGCACAGCGUAAGGCACAAGAGGCAUCAACAGAUACAGUUACAGGCUUUAUGUCCUCCCUUUUUAAGCCAACACCAUCUGUGAAUGAAGGUCGUCAACCUCAACAGCAAAGUUCACUUUUGGGAAUGGGAGGAUCGGAGCCCCAAGCUGCGACUAGCCAACCAGGCCCCUCAAUACUCGGCAGUAUUUUUGGAGGUUCUAUCACACAGACAACAUCUCCCAAUUUGGGUGGGCUAUUAGGAAAUUUAAACAAGAGUUCUAAUCCCCAGUCUGACGUUCAUUGUACUGCAUCUGAUGCUGGAGGGUCAAUUUUAGGUGGCAUGUUUGGAGGCCGAACCACCGUGAAACCAGACGUUCCCAAGACUGGUGGGCCGUUACUGGGUGGGCUGUUUGGGGGAUCUGCCACAGCAGCACAGCCUGGAAGUUCUCUACUUGGAGGAUUUUUUGGAGGAGUAACUGCUCAAACUUCGGUUUCACAGACUGGAACAUCUGUACUCGGUGGUAUUGGGGCGGCUAUAUAUAGGGGAAUGGGGCAGCCACCUAAGCCAUGUGAACAAAUGCCAUGUGAGCCAAAGCCAGAAACUAGUACUACACAUCCUCAGGUGACGCAUGAAAGUGCGAUGCCAUCUGUUGCCCAGAAAGAUUCAAGUGAACUGUUGGUGUCCAAUCAUGCGAAUCACACUCAGAGCGUGACAAGUGAUAAUGCAGUAUCAUCCGAGGCUGCUUGUGCAGACACUACUACAAGUAAAUCUGACCUCAUGGAUCAAAUAGACGGCACCAAAAAAGAAAUGUCAACUGUUGAGCAAGAAGUGAUUCUUGAAAAACCCAUUGUCAUUGAAGAAGGGUCUAGAAGUGAUGACAAGUCAUUUCAACUGAAUGUCCAAUCUGAUUCAAAUACAGCCCAUCCAGUUGAUCAGUUACCAAAAGAGCCAUCUCAAGCUAAUACUUUGUUUGGUUUCAUAUCAACACAAAGUGAUACUGGAAAAGCUCUUGGAUCUUUAUUUUCACCAGCAAUGCCGCCUGGUGUUUCAUCAGUUCCACAAACAGAAACAGCCGGCUCUCUUUUUUCAGGAUUAAAAACACUGUCUGGAGGACUGUUUAAAGAGGAAAAAACAAAGGCUUCAUUAUUUGGGACAAAGAUAGGAUUUCCUUGGCAAACAGAGCCAGCAAAGCAAGAUGUUGCCCAGGUUAUAAGAUCUCAACCAAAAAACAAGCCAACAAGUGUUGACACACAUGAAGUACAAAAGCUUUCCACAUCUGAUGCUCCUAAAGCUGAAUUGGUAGGUUCCACAAAUGUUGUAGCCAAUCUCCAGAUAAGCAUUUCCACCCCUGAAGUAGAUUCCUCGACAUCCUUGACCAUAAAAGAUUCCAAAACACUUGUAGAAACAAACCCUUCUGCAGGUACUACCAAUGGAGUGCCGCUGGACAACCAGUCCAAGAGGAAUCUGUUGAAUACAAAAAGGCUAGUAAAAGCAUUAUAAAUGGCAUCUUUUACCAUUUAUGAUGCAGUUACAUUUAAAAAAACAUUACUUUUAGUUGUAACCUUCUCCAAAUUUCCUAAACCCUCUCCGAAUUUAAAUUAAACUAACUCUAGUUUAAUUUAAAUUAAAUUGUAGCUCCCAUUCAUACCUUUUUUCAAAACAGGAUUCUAUGUACACAAACAUGUUACUUUAUUUAU